CUGUGUAUUGUGAUAAAUUGGAAAUUGAAUCGUAUGUCGUGUAUACGGGUAGUCUAAAACACUGGCAGUGAGUGAACUCACAACCCGCGGUUGUGAACCUUUAGCGCUUGUCGUAGAAUUGUGAAGUUUUAGGUUUGGCCGUCCUUUGGGAUCCAUGGGUAUCUCUCGUGAUUCCACGCAUAAAAGACGGGCGACUGGAGGAAAGAAGAAGUCAUGGCGCAAGAAGCGCAAGUACGAGUUGGGACGACAGGCAGCUAUGACCAAGCUGUCCAGCAACAAGACCGUUCGCAGAAUUCGUGUGCGCGGUGGAAACUUUAAGUUUAGGGCUCUUAGAUUGGAUACUGGAAAUUUCUCCUGGGGAUCGGAGGCCGUCACCAGGAAAACCCGUGUAUUGGAUGUCGUCUACAACGCUUCAAACAAUGAGUUGGUGCGAACCCAGACUCUUGUAAAGAAUGCCAUCAUCCAGGUUGAUGCCGCUCCAUUCCGACAGUGGUACAACCAACAUUAUGGCGUUGACAUCGGGAAGAAGAAAAAGGUCGUUCCCGGAAAGAAGGAAGAGGAUGCUGACGCUACCGAGGAGGAUAAGAAGGUUAGCAAGCACGUGAUUAAGAAGAUUGAGAAGAGGCAGGAGGGUUUGAAGUUGGACGCUCACCUAGAGGACCAGUUCGCUAGUGGAAGGUUGCUGGCUUGCAUCGCUUCUAGACCCGGACAAUGUGGUCGUUGUGACGGCUACAUUCUAGAGGGUAAAGAACUGGAGUUCUACAUGAAGAAGAUCCAGAAGAAGAAGGGCAAAGGUGCUGGUGCAGCAGCUUAGGCUCAAAACUCGCAGUUGCUCGAGAUGAUCUUUUUUCCUUAGACUAGCCACUCGGAUCGGCAACCUGAUGUGCAGCGCUUCUUCCGGAAAGGUUUUGUGAGGACGGACCCUAAUUGUUCUUAAAGUAUUUCAAUAACACUCACAAGUUGGCGAGUGUUACAAAAAUGAAGUCAUAAAAAUGAUAAGCACAAUGAUCUCCUCUAUGUGUGGCCCAUCUUUGUGAAUUUAUUUGCAUAUACGACUGGAGCAGCGGGCUGAUGUUCGUACAUAAAACCUGAUACAGAUUUAUCUCUGAGCAGACAGCUACAACCUUUGUUCUAACUAUGAUCUAGUGUGCAGAACUUUGUUUGUGUUUACUGUGGGGAUCUCAAAGGCACUAGUGACUUUUAGAUAAAUUAGUGCCUGAUUGAACACGUUGAUCUCUAGUGCAGUUCAGAUAAGGAUAUAUGAAAAGAUCAGUUCCAGGUGAGAAUAGAGCCAUACAGGGAGGCUUAAGAAAGCUGAAGACGAUCUGAGCAUAUGAUCUGAGCAUCUGGAAUUAUGUUCGGUGAAAUGGCUCGGUGCAAACAUAUUGAUGC
This is a messenger RNA of Marchantia polymorpha subsp. ruderalis, 1392 nucleotides long. The record is from the annotation of a GenBank genome assembly. Lineage: Eukaryota; Viridiplantae; Streptophyta; Marchantiopsida; Marchantiales; Marchantiaceae.